This is a messenger RNA of Caretta caretta (loggerhead turtle), 1694 nucleotides long. RefSeq names its product ras homolog family member V (gene RHOV). NCBI's taxonomy places the organism in Eukaryota, Metazoa, Chordata, Testudines, Cheloniidae. Gene Ontology annotation, biological process: small GTPase-mediated signal transduction. Gene Ontology annotation, molecular function: GTP binding; GTPase activity. The record is from RefSeq and is a predicted model, not a curated record.
AUGCCCCCCCAGGAGCUGCUGGAUUAUUCACCUGCCCUGCGAAGAAACAGCACCCCAAGGGGCAGUGGCCCACAGCUGGGCAUCAAAUGUGUCCUAGUAGGUGACGGGGCUGUGGGCAAGACCAGCCUGAUCAUUAGCUACACAACAAAUGGAUACCCUGAUGAGUACCAACCCACUGCCCUGGACACAUUCUCAGUGCAGGUUCUGGUGGAUGGAGCCCCGGUUCGGAUCCAGCUCUGGGACACAGCUGGACAGGAGGACUUUGAUUGCCUCCGAUCACUUUGUUACCCUGACACUGAUGUCUUCCUUGUCUGCUUCAGUGUGGUGAACCCCAACUCCUUCCAAAACAUUACUGAGAAAUGGAUCCCUGAGAUACGGACUCACAACCCCCAGGCGCCAGUGCUCCUGGUGGGGACACAGGCUGACCUGCGGGAUGAUGUCAAUGUCCUCAUCAACCUGGACCGCUACCGUGGGAGGCCUGUGCCCAAGCUUCAGGCUGAAGGCCUGGCAGAGAAAAUCCGGGCACAGACCUACGUGGAGUGCUCAGCACUGACCCAAAAGAACCUGAAAGAAGUAUUUGACACAGCCAUUGUCAGUGCAGUGGAGCACAAAGCCCAGCAGGAAAAGAAGAUGACAGCCAAAGGGAUCAAAACCCUCUCCAAGUGUCGUUGGAAGAAGUUCUUCUGCUUUGUCUGAAGCUGGUUUGGCAAAAACACCUCAUGCCAGUGCUGAUCCCACACCUUCUUGGAGAGCCAUGUGACUGCACCUAUGGCUCCUGCGAGGAGAGUGCUGUGAGCUGUUGAGGCUUGGAGUCCUGGCACUUGCUGGGUUGUGGUCACAGGCCUGGGAGACAUGAAAUGGACUUCCAUUGCACCAGGUUACCAAAUGGUCCUUCUAGCUUUAAGCAUCUGGUGGACAUGCCUGUGGUGUCCCAGAUCAAUGGGAGCCUUUGAAUAUAUUCAGACUUGGUCCUAAAGAAAAAGCAGGUUCACUAUGCCCAGUAUGACCAGUUUCAUUUCUGAAACCCAACUAAAACUUCCAAAAUCCUGUUCCAGCAUAAUCUAACUCUGGUGUAAACCUUUUGAUGGAUUCUGGAGAGCUGGCUCUAUUCUGGCCGUUCUAAAGUCUUGGUUGGGAAGAGGGAGGGGGUAAUUAAUGGAGACUACUGUGUGGUCUGAUAGGGACUGCUCAGUUUUUAAAAGUAGGACUUAAAUGCUUCCCCUCUAGUUCUGAUCACUAAAAGGGGGUGGGGGAAGAGUGUCAUCAAGAUGUGAUAGAGCAGUGCUCGUGGGUUUGUAAAGAUACCUUACCAUGUGGGAAAGGGCUUACCUAUGAGGCAUAUCCUGGGAAGAGACCAGUGGCUGUCUGAGGGAAAGCACACUGCAAGCUGCAGUCAUCCUUGAAGCAAAACAUCGCCUAAAGAGGGCUCCAUGGUACAGAGGGUGACUGUGCUACAGCCACAUGCUCAGAAGUGAUCACUCCUUUUGGGUGCCCACUUUGAGACACCUUUGUGCCUGAUGUUGAGAGGUGCUGAGGCGUGGGACUGCUGGGCCUUAGCACCUCUGGACAUCAGGCAAAAAGGUAACGCUGUGACCGUGAGGGGUUGAUAAUGCAACAGGGAAGUGCAGUGGUGUUGAGGGAGAGAAGGAAAAGCAUGUGAUAGAAGGAAGAGAGAGAUGUGGAGUGAAGCCGAG